UACAUGCUAUUCAACAGACUCUGACCAAUAGCUUUUUGUGGAAACUGGAAGCGGUUCUCUUUGUCAACUAUUCUCGAGCCUGGGAGACCAUGAUGCACCAUUCGACUCGUGCGUCGAACCGUGACCCCUAUGCCAUCAUCCAUCCGGCGGAUUCCCCUUCGGUCCUUGCCAAACGGACACCGGUCACAGUGUCUCUUGGAAACCAGAGCACAACUGGCUCUGUCAAUGACAAUGUCAACGGGUGGCACACUGUUCGUCUGCUAAGCCGCUGGAUUUAUGCCGCCACGUCGAGCCUUGAAUCCGAUGGACUUGCCGCCGGGAACCCACUCUUCGCAUGCCUACAAGCAAUGUUAGAGGCUCAGAAGUUUAGAGCCCAAGGGGUAUCUUUCUCCAAGGGCCAUAUAGACCUAUUGGACCCACGGAGGGGCGGCAAACACAUGUAUGGCCCAGAUGGCUCACUGGCAUAUAAUGAUCAUCUCGGCAGCCUGUGGUCGAAUGUAACCGACCAACAGAUUGUGGUUUGGCAGCGGUUAAGAGAAGAGCUGGAUGAGGGGAGAAGGAUUCUGAACGUCUUACCAGAGUAUGUCAAGCUUAACUUCAAAAUCGACGACCCGCGCAUCAAGGAGGCGCUCGAAUCCGCCGAGGGCUCGUUCCGGCGAUACCUGAGAGAAGUAGAGACAUCCGAAGCCGGACUCAGAGACCAAAUUGGCAUAACCAGCUCUAGACGUAGUACUGAAAUGGCCGAGCGAAGUAUUCAGGAAAGCAAAAGAGUCUUGCGAUUGACGAUCUUUGCCGUGGUGUUUGCCCCUCUGUCUCUUGCUUCGUCCAUAUAUGGCAUGACUCAAGAGGGCCCCGGACUUAUACAGUAACGUACCAAACCCAGAAUGUCCAACAGAUCAACGCUUCCGGUCCGGACAUAAAGGUGUUCGUCAUUACAGCAGUCGUGCUCCUUCUAACUACCAUCCUCUUAUGGGCUGCUGCGUCCGCUACCAUCGCAUACCGCAACCAUCGCAGAACCCUCCGGAUUCACAACCUAAACUUCCCAAAGGGAUGGCACUCGGUCUUUGACAGAUUAUUAUGCAUCAAUCCGAAUAUUUCCUUCCUGAAUAUUAGAUUGAGGUUGAGUGACUUUGGAUAUUCCCUGUAUGAUGGGCCUUCGAUUGUGUUCCAUCGAGUGAAGAAUUGGUUGCGGGAACGGUAGCACUCGUAGCGCGAGCAAGAAACUGAAAGGAAUUCAUAAAAGAAAAGUGAUGCGCCUGGAGAAGGAGCUUGACGGACAGAAACUGAGCUCUCUAGUAGGCACUAGU
Molecule: messenger RNA, 1307 nt
Organism: Canariomyces notabilis
Lineage: Eukaryota; Fungi; Ascomycota; Sordariomycetes; Sordariales; Chaetomiaceae
Exons: 3
Coding region: 90-869 (259 amino acids)
Source: RefSeq, a predicted model, not a curated record